Molecule: messenger RNA, 1411 nt
Organism: Acyrthosiphon pisum (pea aphid)
Lineage: Eukaryota; Metazoa; Arthropoda; Insecta; Hemiptera; Aphididae
Product: poly(rC)-binding protein 3-like
Exons: 9
Coding region: 1-1332 (443 amino acids)
Molecular function (GO): RNA binding
Source: RefSeq, a predicted model, not a curated record
AUGAUUUCUGUCAAAGUGAAAGUGGAAAACGAAGAGCAAAGUUCCAAUGGAUCUAGUUUCAAUGAUUACAACGAUGUUAAAUUGACCAUGCGGAUUCUAAUUGAUCGCAGAGAAGUAAGAAAUGUGAUUGGUAAAGGAGGUGAAAGUUCUGGUGCUAAAGUUUUAAUCUCUGGUGGUCAAACUCGAGAAAGUAUCGUAUCCAUUACUGGAACUACAAAUGCAAUUUGUAAAGCUACUGAACUUAUCGGACUAAAAGUCGAAGAAUUUUUUGAGAGACAAAAUGGCCCAAAAGCAUUUUUGACUUUGAAGCUAAUUGUACCAAUAUCUCAAUGUGGUUUCAUAAUUGGUAAAGGUGGAUGUAAAAUAAAAGAAAUUAGAGAAUCAAGUGGAGCUGCCAUACAAGUAGCAUUAGACAUGUUACCCAAUUCAACUGAACGUCUAGUUUCAAUCACUGGUACUACGGGAACAAUAUCUCAAUGUGUUUAUCAAGUUUGCAAUGUAAUAUUAAAUUCGCCAUCACGUAAGGCAACAAUCCCUUAUGAUCCUCGUCGUAAAACUUUAGGAUUUGCUAGUAGUGCAGUCGGUACUGAUUUUGGAAGACAAUGCAUUAAUCCUUUGGCCAGUCUUGCAGCUCUUGGGUUAGGAACUGUAUCAACUGGAAGUAUCAAUCCAGCUACCUUAGCUGCAUUGGCUGGAAGUCAGUUGAGAACAGGUAAUCGUCAAAACCGAAAUGGUGGUGGGGAACAUAAAAAUCAAAAUUCUAAUUCGAACUCUGAGACAAUAUCUAUGACUGUACCUAAUGUUUUAAUUGGAUGUGUCAUUGGCAGAAGAGGAAGUAAAAUCGCAGAAAUAAAACAAUUAAGUGGUGCUUUAGUGUAUAUAGCUAAAGGUGAAAGAACUCAUGAAAAUGGUGAAAAUGAAGAUCGACAAAUAACAAUUACAGGAAACAAAGAUUCUAUAUCAGUUGCCAAGUACUUAAUUGAAAUGAGCGUGGAACUGCAGAAAGCCAAUCUUGAGGGGGCAAAUUCAUCAUCUAGUCCUGACGAUGAGUCCAGCUCAGCCUUGCCCACUCCUCCAACAGUGGCCGCAUCUCCUUUGUCGUCCGCCAUCACAUUGGCUGAACUAUUUGCCAAGCCGGGUGUCAUUAAUGCCCUAUCCAGCUUAUCUGCUCUUGGCGGCCUAACCGACUUCUUGGGAGCCUUAUUUGGCGCCAAUCAAUCCUCUCCAAUGCAGACCACAGGUUUCCAUCGCCCAAAAAAUUAUUUCCAGAGAAACUGCAGUCCUUCAGGCGAAAAAACCAAAGCAGACAGGACCAAGUUUGCUCCUUACUGAAUGCUAAUUGAUCCCAAAUCCACCAAUAUUCAUAUUAAUGUUUGGUCCUACCCAUCUUCAAUUCUUUAUUUUUAAGUGG